AUGUCAUCGUCGAAAGCGGAUGAGGUCGUCUGGCAGGACAGGGAGGUAAGGUUCGACUCCACGCCGGCCGAGAUGCAGUGCCGGAAGGGAGAGGUGGUUAUCGACUCCAUCAACUCCGUGGAGGAUACCAAAGGCAACAACGGGGAAAGAGGUUCGCUCGUGGUGACGAACUUGCGAGUGCUGUGGAUCUCGCACAAGAUUUCCCGCGUCAACCUCAGUAUUGGGUUCAGCACCGUCUUGAACAUCUCCAUCCGAAAAGCAAGGUCUCGCCUGAGGGGUAUCACCCAGGCCCUCUGUAUCACGUCCAAGUACAACCAAUCCCGCUUCGAGUUCGUUUUCACCAGCCUCGUCAAGAACUCGCCCCGGCUUUUCACCACCGUGCAAGCCGUACUCAGGGCGUACGAGACGUCGACACUCUACCGCGAUUUGAAGCUUCGAGGGUCGAUCAUAAAGGGCAAGCAGCUCCUCACGCUCCCGCUGGAGCAGAUAUACAGCAAGAUCGAGGGUGUGUGGAACCUCUCCUCGGACCAGGGCAACCUCGGCUGCUUCUUCCUGACCAACGUUCGCCUCGUGUGGCACGCCAACCUCGCCCAGAACUUCAACGUCUCUAUUCCUUACAUGCAGAUGAAGACGAUCCGGGUUCGAGAAUCGAAGUUCGGCCCCGCUUUGGUAGUGGAGACUAGCGUCCACUCAGGGGGCUAUAUUUUAGGGUUCCGAUUGGAUCCGGCGGACCAGCUGGAACGGGUGCACCAGGAGCUGUCCUCGUUACACCAGGUGCACGCGGCCGAUCCUAUCUUGGGGGUCGACUUCGAAGAGGAGGACAGCCCUCCAGCGAUGGAGUCGCGAACGGUGGCCGUGACGGACGAUGACGUGGAGGUGCUCGAUACGGACGAAGCAGGGACAGACGCGUUCGCGGCUUAUUUCGCAGAGGCGAACAAGGCCUGCGAUAGAGAGGUUGUGUUCGACGCGGAGCUGGGUCUGGCGGUGGAGAGCCUGCCAGGAGGGGCCUCCACACAAAGCUUGUGGAAACUAGUCUAAUCUAGGUUACGUUGUUGUUCGCUGCUUGGUUGAUGACGAGAAACACAUGUCUUCUAUUGUAUCUACACGUCGUGAGUCUUGUUGGCGGAUUGGUCUGCGUGAACCUUCCCAAGUUGCUCAUGAUCUGGGGGGUGUUUCGGCUGAUUCUGUCUUGGCACCGUACCAAAUCCGGCCUACAGCAUAUGGCCGACAUAUAUUCCAUCAUCUCAGCGGCGUGCUUAGGGAAUAUUUCUUCCCCUUGUCUUGCUCCCCGCCGCGUUUCGUUUUAUAUGUACGAAUCUUCCCAUGAAACAACGUGACGUCAUCGUUGAACCAGGUGGUACACAACAACGAUGUUGUGGUCUUCGGGACUCCUCUGCUGACCCUACGAGUAGGCGACGCUCCUUAUUACAACCGGUACUAAAGAUGCUGCGUGGUGGUGUAGAUUUGGCGGACCAAACUACCGUAAUAUUCGCAAAUUGCUGCAGGUGCUCCUACGACAAAGUUGUAGGCGUAAGAUGAGCACGGCAAACAAACAUGGUGAUGGAAUCGCUCGACGUACAAGUCGAAUCAUCCCCUUAACCUUUUCUCGUCUAGGAACGAACGAACGAACGAACACACCAAGGCCUCGGGGGCGAAACGUUGGGUGUGCGCGUUUCGACGUUCAUUUGAUGAUGCAGUCAACAGAAGCAGUCCGAUCACAAGUAGACUGACUGAUGCAGGAUGGCUUCCUACUAUGCAUAGAGAGGGUUGCUGUGUUGAUGCGCCACUAAUGCGUCGGAGGGCCACGACCCUACUUCUAGUUGCGAGACCCAGACGUGAGCCACACCGUCCGGCAGUCAUGCACUGCCCUCGUGAACGAACGGAACACGUCUGUUGUUGUAUGCCACUCGGGUCAACUCAAGGACGUAAGUGUGCACGUGAUCCCAGUUCUCAAAGGUCAUUCUUGGCCCGCCCUUGAGCCGCAUGCCCAGAGACUACUCCGACUACCAAGAAGGCCAGGAGAACCAAAACACCCCAAAGAGCAAAUAAAUAGCAGUAGGAGCGAGGGUGACGGUGUUUGGCUCGCUCGUUCAAGAACCCCCUAUUGAUACCCCUGUUGAUAGCGCCGUCUGAGAUGGGGAUAUCGAUCGCAACCGAGGCAUCAACCAGACCAGCCUUCCGCUGCCGGAGUGUUUAUACAAUACAGCUUUCGAGAAAAUGUGCCUGAAAUUUCGCAAGACCGAACGUCAAACGUGGUAACCUAACGGCACUAGAUGAAUUUCUUAACCUUGGCUCCCCGGCGUCCUCCUGCUCCCCCUUUCCUCCUGCGCAAAAACCAUACAAGGUCCGGAUUGUCGGGUUUACCCUCUUGACCGCGCACCGCCUUUUCACUUGAUUGAGAACCGAGAAAACUUUGACGUGAAGGACCGAUCAGAAACAAAAAAGGCGGGACCAGAUUGAAUUCCACCACAGAAGACUC
Molecule: messenger RNA, 2479 nt
Organism: Ectocarpus siliculosus
Lineage: Eukaryota; Phaeophyceae; Ectocarpales; Ectocarpaceae
Source: the annotation of a GenBank genome assembly